This is a messenger RNA of Pelobates cultripes (western spadefoot toad), 372 nucleotides long. NCBI's taxonomy places the organism in Eukaryota, Metazoa, Chordata, Amphibia, Anura, Pelobatidae. The record is from the annotation of a GenBank genome assembly.
AUGUCUCCCCACUCGCAUAGACUCAAACCACAAAAUCUUACAGAAGCUAGAUGCGCUAUUUGCCAAUUUCUGGCGCAAGCUGGAGUACAGAACACAGCCAUUUGCCGCACAACAGCCAAGCAGCCACUUACCCAAGAUGCUGCCUCCAACCCGGAGAAACGCUCCGAAGGUCUUAAUUGCAGGACAGGCCUCAUUCCGGCGGCUGACCAAGCUGCACAAGAAGCUAAAAAUCCACAUGAGACACCACCGAGGACACAAAGCAGAAAGGAGAAGCAACCCGACACGCUCAUUCGCCCCACAUGGUGGUACCUGAGCCUGGAGGACUGCGACGUCCCGCUCCACUACAGAUCCGGACUCUGCCCCUUAUAUUGA